This is a messenger RNA of Symsagittifera roscoffensis, 910 nucleotides long. RefSeq names its product RNA transcription, translation and transport factor protein-like. Gene Ontology annotation, cellular component: tRNA-splicing ligase complex. Lineage: Eukaryota; Metazoa; Xenacoelomorpha; Acoela; Convolutidae. The transcript has a single exon. The record is from RefSeq and is a predicted model, not a curated record. Bases 38 to 796 code for a protein of 252 amino acids. Gene Ontology annotation, molecular function: RNA binding. Gene Ontology annotation, biological process: tRNA splicing, via endonucleolytic cleavage and ligation.
CUGGCUAUCUCUCUAUAAUUUAAUUUUUUUUCAGAAGAUGAAAUUCGGCUCAAAGUUACGUGCUCUUGAGUACCCUGGUGCUCAAUCUUUUGAUUUAAACGAUGAAACGAGCUUUCGUUUGUUGAUCAUUUGGCUGGAAGAUCAAAAGAUUCGCUGGUACAAGGAAGAAGAUAGAGCGGAGUUGAGAAGUUAUUCAUCUUCACAAUGGGAGAAUGCUCUGAAUGUGUAUCUCAGGGACAUUGAGUGCCCUGAAUCGAUACGAUGUAAGCGAGUGCUCAUCAUAAAUUGGCUGCUGAAUUUAGCAAUUCGGUAUGAGUAUGGAGAUAAUGUUGAAAAGUAUCGACCGAUGACAAAAGAGAAUAUUGUUAGUGGUAGUUUUUCUGGAAAGGCAGCGGCUGCUGCUGCAAUAGAUGCUUUGAACAGUCUCGAUCCCACCAGCCCUGAUUUUGUUUCCGGUGUUUUAGAGAGCGCCAAAGUGGUAAACAUAAUGCAACAUGAUCAGAAUAUGUACGUUCUUAAAGCUCUCGCCAUUUUUUGUGAAGCGAGACUCAAAGAAGAAGCUGUCGAAGAGUUUAUAAACAAUAGGGAACCCGCCAUAAGCGUCCCUUUGAAGGACGUCGAGCUGGGCCUAGAUGUUGAUGACCAACAAGUUAAAGAUGCUGCAAAAGUUUUAAGAUUAUUGCAUAUAAAUGAACUUCGAAAGCUCCAGACUCAAAUAAACGAGACUAUUGUAGCCGCCCAGGCUAUCACAGCCAAUCCUAAAACUGACCAAUCUUUAGGGCAAGUCGGAAGAUGAUACUCAUUUUUGUUGGAAUAAAAUACAGAAAAAUAUUUAUGGCCCUAUAGUUCAAGGUUGCAUUAAUCGAGAAUUUUAUUCAAGUGUCUAUAAGUGUAUAAAAACAAAGUGAGU